This is a messenger RNA of Entamoeba invadens IP1, 1407 nucleotides long. RefSeq lists its product as hypothetical. NCBI's taxonomy places the organism in Eukaryota, Evosea, Mastigamoebida, Endamoebidae. The record is from RefSeq and is a predicted model, not a curated record. The coding region runs from base 1 to 1407 and encodes 468 amino acids. The transcript has a single exon.
AUGGAACAAGACCUUCUUCAAAAUAUCUUAUGCAAAUUACCAGAGGACAAGCAAGUUGUAGUCAAAGAGUUUCUCAUUUUUAUUCUUUCACAAAAAAAUGAAGAUUUAUCUCCAAUCAUCACAUUCAUUAAUCAAUUCAAGCCUGGAGAGAACUUGCCACCCUCUCUUCUCUUUACUGAACAACAACAAAACUUACUUAAUAUCUGCAACGAUAACAAGUUAAAGCUUCUUAAGUUAAUGGAUUAUCAUCCAAACACACCAUCACAACACGCAUCGAGUCCUAUUGAAAAGAUUCCUCAAACUGAAUCGAACAAGAUAGGGGAAUAUGUACUGGUCAAACAAAAGCCACAGGUUACCGUCGAAGUGAAUUUUAUAGAAGCUUUCAAGGGAGUCGAAAAAUGUAUUGGAGAUACACAAGACAAAGUCUUUAUACCGGAAUUCUCGAAGACAGGAGAUGUCAUUGAGAUACCGGGAUACACUGUAAAAGUUGAAAUAUCAGACACUAUGGGGUACAUGACUUUCAAGGACGACAUUUACUGUUUGAUUCAACCAAAGGCUACUCAAGCUGUUCACCCGUCUGGCGUUGUCAUGAAGUUGUUGACUGGGAACUUCUUGACAUUCUUGGACAGAUACUACGUCUCAAAAGAUAAGACACUUGGACGAAACCACAAAGGGCGAUUCAUCCCAAUAACCAACAUGUGCUUCUUUGGAAAAGCUGAUCGAGCGCAACUCAGUGAAACAAAGUCUGCGUUCACCGUCCCACAGUCCACUCCUGUGUAUUCAAAACCAGUGCUGCCUUUUUUCCCACAAGUCGUAGUUCCACAACAACCAACCAUUGUGGCUAAAGACCCAAAUACAGUUCGCAUGAAGAAGUCAGUUGUACUCCUUGAAAAGCAUGUCUUUGGGUUUACACACAAGAAUACAAAGGUCAAUACAAUGUAUUGGGUAAAAUGGGGAAACAACUUCAUCACAGCAAUCGACUUAACAGACAACAUUUUUGGGACAGUAGAAUUGCCAACUGAUUCAAAGACUCCCAAAGACCCAAGCAAGUUGGAUGAAAUGGAAGAUUUCGUUGAAGACUCUACCCAUUACUAUGUCUCCUUUGUAAACGUCGCAUGUAAACCACAGACAAACAUGCAAACACUCAAAGAUAAUUUCACAUUCACUAUCUCAGACGUCUUCCCCGCUGUAAUGAAACGAAAUAAACUUGCUGAUAAAAAUAAAGUCCUCUUACAAUUGGAAUACACAAGAAGAGACUUGUACAACACGUUACUCACGUUCCCUCUUAUCUAUCCAAUAUCACUCGAACCAGAACUUCUUAAAGAAAACAGGGUCUUUAUACCUUUCUUCAAGUUCAACUCACAGAAUAAAAGCAUCUUAGUGAUUGAUCUGACACUUGUCGACUAA